Molecule: messenger RNA, 2184 nt
Organism: Cryptosporidium ubiquitum
Lineage: Eukaryota; Apicomplexa; Conoidasida; Eucoccidiorida; Cryptosporidiidae
Exons: 1
Coding region: 1-2184 (727 amino acids)
Biological process (GO): adult locomotory behavior; circadian behavior; modulation of chemical synaptic transmission
Molecular function (GO): protein binding
Source: RefSeq, a predicted model, not a curated record
AUGCCAUUAUUUGGUAAAAACCGAAAUAAAACAAAAACUGGGCAGACACAAAAUAACAGCAAAUAUUGUUUUGUGGAUGAAAUAGGCGUCGAACAAGGCCCAUUUGACUCAAACGAAAUAUUGAAUUGGAUUAGGAACGGAUUUUUUGAUGGGAAGGGAGACUUGCUAUUUCGAAAUUUAACAAGCAGCCCUUCCGAAAGAGUUUCAUUAGAACAAAUACUUCCGGAAUUGCUAAAUGAGGCAGAAGCAAACUUUUCGAAUAAAAUAUGCCCAAACAAAAUAUCAAGCAUUAAAAAAAUACAAUCUGAACCUAUUGAAGUCAAGGAAAUAACAUUAGUUGAUGACCAAAUUAAGCUUUUAGAAGAAAACGAUGAUCAACAUAAAGAUUUAAUAUUAAUCGUAAAACCUUCAUUAAAAGCUGCGGAUAUUCAAGUAAAAAUGAACAAAACAAGGUCAAAUAUUUCAGCAAUUUUCGUAGACCAAGUAAAUGCAAUAAAUACAAAAAUAACGGGAAACCAAUUGGAAUCUAAUGAUGAAAGAAACCAUUUUCCAAUUUCGUAUUUUGAAAAGUAUGCCGAGCAAUUUUAUGGAAGUGAAGAAUUUAAAGGCAAUGAUUCAUUAGCAUUUGCACCCAUAUUAAAAAUCAAUGUGCAUAGCACUGUGUUAGCAACUUCAUCGCCUUUACUUAAAAAUAGUAUGAAAACGCUAUUUGAAGAACAUUUCAGACUUAGAGAAAGAGUUGCAGCAGGUAAAUGUACAACUGAGGAAAGAGAACAAAGUUUAAUUAAUCCUAUUUUAACAAUAGAGUCAGACUCUCCAAUUGCUUUUCAAGCAAUAAUACGCUAUAUGUAUGGCCACACUUCUGAAGUUCUAUCUAUGAAUAAAUUAUUGUUAGUAUCUAUGUGGAAAGAAUCUAGGCGAUUUAUGUUUAAGAAACUUGAAGACGAAUUGUUAGUACAUUUAUUUUCUACUAAACUGGAUAUUGUCGAUUUGGUUGAGAUUGCUGCUGCUGCAGCUAUUUUAAAAUUCCCAAAAUUAGUUGACGAAAUUGUAACAAUGAUUGCAAGUUGUGCGAGCUACAUACUUCAAGGCCCAUACUUAGCAUUGAGCGUUGAUGCAUAUGUGAAAUUAAUAAAAAGUAAUUAUAUGAUGAUGGACGAAAUUCAGGUGUUUUAUGCAACACAGUAUUUCAUACAACAAAAAGAAGUUGAAGUUGGAAUCUGGACAGAGUCCUUUGAGCAAAGUGAUUACAAAGAAGAGAUCGGGAUAUACAAAUUUGUUAGAUAUGACCAAAUGUCGGCAGAAGAACUAAAGUCAAUACGUGUAAAAAAACUUGAUAGUUUAAUUUUGGAUGCAACAUUGAAGAAGUUGACAAACAAUGAAGAAGAGGGCAGACUUAAACCAUGGCUACCAAAUUCUGAGUAUAAUGUAGUAUAUAGAGAUGGGGAAUAUCCUGUUGGGCUAGUCAGAUCUGGUAAGAACAACUCAAAUACUAACGGACUUUUUCAAUCGAGGUGGGCAUGGACAACAGGAGAUUCAAGAUUGAUUAGCGAAAUGACAUUUGCAUUCAAAAUAUUAAAAUCUUUUAGGGGUAAGCUUAGGCUUGGAGUUUGUUGCACAGGGAAACCGGUAAUAACGGAAACACAAAAUAUUCGAAUGUCAAAGGUUUUUUAUUACGAUUUUUCAGAAAAGGAGUUUGUUUCUGCAUUUUUGGGUAGUAAUAUUUUUCAAUGUACUUCAAGAAUUAAGUCUUCAGUUAUUAAAAAGGAAAAUAUUAAAACAAACAAUUUCAGGUUUGGCAAUUCGAUUUGGAAAGUUAACCAAAACUUCAAAACUGGUGGGAUAUUGGGCACUAAGCUUCGCAGCACAAUCAAUGAUGAGUAUGCUCCGGAUUUAGAUAAAAAAAUUAUGGCAUUUGAAAAUCGCAUAGAAAAAGGACAAAUUUAUCAUUUAGUAGUUUCAAUUCAUGAUUAUUCGGUUUUAUUGAGAAUUGAAAGUAUUGACUGUGGGACUUAUAUUGAAAAUUCUUAUAAUCAUGGUUUUCUUGUGGAUAGACUUGAAGUUAGUAGAAAGCCUUAUAUAGAAACAAAAAUAUUUAUUGAAAUGUUGGACCCAGGUGAUUCACUGUCAAUCCCAUCAUUUCUAACUACGACAAGGCAACAAAAAACCAAUAGAUCUAAAUAA